Molecule: messenger RNA, 240 nt
Organism: Colletotrichum orchidophilum
Lineage: Eukaryota; Fungi; Ascomycota; Sordariomycetes; Glomerellales; Glomerellaceae
Exons: 1
Coding region: 1-240 (79 amino acids)
Source: RefSeq, a predicted model, not a curated record
AUGGCCUGCUCCUGUGGAGUUGGGCUACGGUCAAGAUAUAGAUGGCGAGAUGUUUGUCGACUGGUGGUGCCUGAUGCGGAGGAGUAUGUAGAAGGGAGAGUUGAGGUAAUGAGGGCCCGUUUGCGAAAGGCAGAAGAAGGAUGGUUGCCGCCUGCUUUGGGGUGCCUUGGGGUCAGACACGGGGACGGGAAUGGGCGGUCACUGACUGGAAGUGUCUGGGUGGCUCAGGCGGCUGGUUGA